This is a messenger RNA of Oreochromis niloticus (Nile tilapia), 2137 nucleotides long. RefSeq names its product DnaJ heat shock protein family (Hsp40) member B6b (gene dnajb6b). Gene Ontology annotation, molecular function: Hsp70 protein binding. NCBI's taxonomy places the organism in Eukaryota, Metazoa, Chordata, Actinopteri, Cichliformes, Cichlidae. The transcript is spliced from 10 exons. The coding region runs from base 401 to 1357 and encodes 318 amino acids. The record is from RefSeq and is a predicted model, not a curated record.
UGACGUUAUGGGGUAACCACUUUUUCCAGCUUUUUUCACGUUAACCUCUUAUAAGUGAGAGUAAAAACAGGCUGUCAGGAUAUGUCUUGUCUGUAAAUAUUGCACCAUUACUAACUUUAAACUGACCUUUAUCCGCAGUAAAACAAUGUUAGUUUUCUUUUUUCCGAGGGUCCUUGAAAGCAGCAGCAUAGUGGGCUAGGCCAAAUCAGCGGCCACUCAACCAGCUACCAAGAAAGCCACUACCAGCUGCUGCUGCAGUUACAGUUUCCGUACUCAGGCAAGGAAAACAGGAGGAACAGCAACAAUCUGGUGGCUAUUUGGGCGGACAUUUCCUUCUUUCAGAGGCCACUCGCACAAGACCCUCAAGUAAAACAGCACCCACAGACACACAGACAGAGCCAUGGUGGACUACUACCAGAUACUAGGAGUCCAGAAAAAUGCGACGCAAGAGGACAUCAAGAAAGCUUACAGAAAACUGGCACUGAAAUGGCAUCCAGACAAGAACCCUGACAACAAGGAUGAGGCAGAGAAAAAAUUCAAAGAGCUGUCAGAGGCCUAUGAAGUUCUCUCAGACGAAAGCAAGAGGAAUGUUUAUGACCGAUAUGGCAAAGAAGGCCUCUCAGGUGGCGGAGGAGGAGGAGGAGGAGGCCAUUAUGACCACUUCAGCAGCUUCACAUUCCGCAACCCCGAGGACGUUUUCAGGGAAUUCUUCGGCGGCAGAGAUCCAUUUACAGAUUUAUUCGCUGAUGAUCCCUUUGAUGAUUUCUUUGGAGGCAGUCGCAGUCGCCAGAGGGGGGCAAGGAUGGGUGGAUCGUUCUUUGGUUAUGGGGGCUUUCCAGCAUUUGGAGGUAGCUUUGGUGGAUUUGAUUCAGGUUUUAGCUCAUUUGGAGACAUGGGUGGGGGAGGAUUCACCUCCUUCUCUUCAUCAUCAUUUGGCGGCGGGGGAGGAGGAGGAGGAGGAAUGGGUAAUUUUAAAUCCGUAUCAACCUCCACCAAAUUCGUCAACGGCAGACGGAUUACCACAAAACGGAUCGUUGAGAACGGCCAGGAGCGGGUUGAAGUGGUAGAGGACGGUCAGUUAAAAUCUCUAACUGUUAAUGACGUCUCAGCUGAGGACCCCAUGGAGGACUUUCGCCGCCGCAGACAGAACACGCUUCCUGGCCUGGGCCUGCACCAGCGUCACCUGAGGAACUCUGCCCAGAACCCGCCAGAGGAAGAGGGGGAACACAGCCCGGGACAAACGAGAGGACACACAGACAACAAGAGGAAGAAACUGUGGCUAAAGGAGGCAGAAUCCAAAAAGAAAAGAGCUCCUCGACACUUCCCGUGGUUCAGUGGAUUUGGUGCCUUCUUUUAAACGCUUACACACACACAUAGUGGUCGGCAGAAGUGCCAUCCAUCAAUCAUAUGUGGCAUUAGUUCAUCUUCGCUUUGUAUCAGGGGCCCAGCAGCCCCACCGUUGCACCACAUCUCUCUCUGUUUAUCAGCUGCAGACCUCACUUCAACGUUUUGUCCUCUUCUGUUCGAGAUACAUUUUAGUAGCUGUUGCUGUAUUUAACGCGUGGAUGUACAGAGAGCGUCCAGAACUUAAAUUACUCUCUUGAACUUUUCCACUGUUUGCAGCGUGUUUUUUGGGGGAGUGAUUUUGUGUUUGAAAGGGUUCAAGUGGAAGUAGAAUUACAGUAUCGAGCCUUGUUUAUAAGAAGCAUGAAAAUUACUGCGCUAAUACUGUGCAGCGUGUGAGAAUAAGCGAAGGUCAAAACUAUUCAGCCAAUCCUUCGUUCAGCAGAGACAAGGCGAGAGGGGUAAGCGGAGAGUAAAAUGAGAAUGAAAGAGAAGAGUGAGCUUUAUUACGGAGGGACUGACGUUUCUUGCUCACUCCCACAUGAAAACUCAAUAACUCCAUCCACUCUUUACCUCCGCUUCCACGUCAAAGCCAAAAGUCCUUAUUAACCCCUCUCAAAGUGUUGUGUUUUUUUUGUAGGACUCUUUGUAUUUAGUGGAUUCAGCAACAUGUGGGUGUUUUUGUAAAAGAUGCGUCCUUGACAGAUUGUUCUCAUGAUGACUGUGAGUGGAAAACGUCUGAGAAAUGUUCAUUUUUUAUGGACUCUUGAAAUUAAAUGCUUAAAGCAAAACA